This is a messenger RNA of Trematosphaeria pertusa, 1263 nucleotides long. RefSeq lists its product as uncharacterized. Gene Ontology annotation, cellular component: mitochondrial inner membrane. The transcript has a single exon. The record is from RefSeq and is a predicted model, not a curated record. The coding region runs from base 16 to 1140 and encodes 374 amino acids. Gene Ontology annotation, biological process: intracellular monoatomic cation homeostasis. Gene Ontology annotation, molecular function: ribosome binding. Lineage: Eukaryota; Fungi; Ascomycota; Dothideomycetes; Pleosporales; Trematosphaeriaceae.
CUUCUUCCUCUAUACAUGUACGCCGUCCUCAUGAAUCCACGGCCGUCAAUAUCUUUCUUUGCGAUACCAGCCCGCGCCAACAAACGAGUUCCGUCGCUGCAAUGCCGCCGUGAUCUUCACUACCUUCGCGCAUUCAUUGCGCCUUCGACGAGUUGCUAUCAUCGCUCUCGCACACCUCCCCGAAUACCCACGCAUACUUCACAAAUCAUCAUACGCCAUGCGUCCUCCGCAGUGACAGCUCUAAAACCCUCUACGCCCACGAAUCCCAAGAUUAACGUUCCCGCAAAGUCGCCGUCCUCCAACGUCCCCAUCCCGCAAGUCCGCGCGAAAGUCAACCCGCCGCCGGAGACUCAUGCUCCCGAGCUACACGUCCCGGCACGCAAGCAGGGGCAAGGCUAUAUCAGCUAUCUGUGGCGGACGGGAAGGGCAUACAUCACUUUCUACAAGGACGGGAUACGGAACGUACGCGCAACCGCUCGCCUGGCAAAAUCGCUCCGCGAGAAAGCCGCAAAGGCUCCGUCUUCGAGUAGAGAGCAGGCCCUCACGAGGGCAGAAUGGCAGAUUGUGCGGAGGAGCAGGGCGGACAUCUGGAGAUUGCCUGCGUUCGCGGCGAUUGUGCUGGUGCUUGGGGAGUGGACGCCGGUCAUUGCGCUGUAUGUCACGCCCUUGAUUCCGGAGCCUUGCCGCAUUCCGGCGCAAGUCAGACGAGGACUGCAUAAAAAGGAAAUAAGGAGGAAGGAGAGGGAGAGGAGACUCGCGAUGGACGCUGCGCGGCUUGUUGCUAGAGACAGAAAGCCGGGGACUACGCCUACUGGGCUUGUGCGUCCGCAGACGUUGAGGCUAGAAGAGGUACGGAAGAUGGAUUUGUACACACUGCUCACGCUUUCGACACGAUUGGACUGCCAUUCUGGGAUAUGGGAUAGGCUGUUUUUGACACCGCCAAAAGCGCUGUUGAAGUGGGCUUUGAGGAAGAAGGUGGAGUAUUUGAGGAAGGAUGACGGGUUGAUUGAGAGGGAUGGCGGGUGGCAGGCUUUGGAGAGUAAAGAGAUACAAAGAGCGUGCGUGGAAAGGGGGAUUUCGGUUGUGGGGCGCAGCGAGGAGGCGUUGAGGAGGGAGUUGGCGGCUUGGUUUAAGAGGUAGUAUACAGGACUUUAGGGGGAGUAUUGUUGCUGUAUGAAUAUCCUCAUUCGCGAGGAGUAAAGCAUGCUGCUGUACAUAUGUAUCAUAUACCAAAUACCUGAGCGUUGCGACGACCGAGCCGGA